Messenger RNA from Botrytis porri, 2311 nucleotides. RefSeq lists its product as uncharacterized. The coding region runs from base 490 to 2073 and encodes 527 amino acids. The transcript has 3 exons. NCBI's taxonomy places the organism in Eukaryota, Fungi, Ascomycota, Leotiomycetes, Helotiales, Sclerotiniaceae. Gene Ontology annotation, molecular function: ATP binding; fructokinase activity; mannokinase activity. Gene Ontology annotation, biological process: glycolytic process; intracellular glucose homeostasis; glucose 6-phosphate metabolic process. Gene Ontology annotation, cellular component: mitochondrion; cytosol. The record is from RefSeq and is a predicted model, not a curated record.
UUCCCCUUAUCCUACCCAUUCAAUCUAUUCUUGGAGCUGGGUAACCAAUUGUUUGAUAUUGCAUUCCCCAUGAAUGAUGGCGCAAUAGUUACUCCUUCCAGGAAAGUAACAGGUCUUGUACGUAUUUCUUCCAUAGACCUCCAUUCAUUCAUUCAUCCAUUCAUUCCAGCUUGUUACCACAAAUCGGCCGAAACGUCUAGCCUACUUAAUUUUUAUGAGCACGAGGGUAAAAGUCCUACUACCAUAUUUCUUUUUUACAUCGUGUACCUCUACCGCCCAAUCUGACCUUUCCUUUUACAUCUACUGGAUCCAUUUUUUUGACCCAAUUGAAGUUUACCAUCUUUUCAAUCUUUUAGUUGUUUAAACUCCCUUCUUCAUCUUUGUUGUGAUAUGGAGCAGGCGGGACCGUAUCAGCACUACCCUAGCACUUUCGUAAUUUAGCGCGUCAGUCUCAUUGAGUAUUUCCUAUAUGUAUGAGGACUUCAUAUCAUGCAGCCGCUCAUCGCUGCCAUGUAUAGGGUACGACAGGCUUUCUAUGCCGCAUUUAUCAAAUCUUUUCUUAAAACAAAGUCGAUCUUAGAGAUCAUUAUCAAAUUCUGGAUUGCGCCCUCGACUAUCAAACGAAUCAAGGACGAAAAUGUCGAUGUAAAGGAGAUUUCACUGACGAGAGUCAAGAAGUUUCUGGACGAGGUUGAAGCUGCUUUCAAAGAUUCUACGACAGAGGCCUCCUUGCUGGCAUUAUCAGAUGGCUUGAGAAAAGAGUUCGCGGAGAGCUUAUUGGAAAAUCUACAAUGUAUGCUUCCUUCAUACAAUCAUCAAUUACCUAGUGGUCAUGAAUGUGGAACAUACCUUGCUCUAGACGUUGGGGGGUCGACUUUUCGGGUGGCUUUGAUUAAACUUGCUGGGAAAGGAUGUGAAGGGAAAGAGAUGGAGAUUAUUGAGUUAAAAUCUUUCAAGAUAAAAAGUGCUGAAAGACAGCUUGUCGGGGUGCAGUUCUUCGAUUGGAUGGCAGACCGGAUUGUCGACACUCUUUCCGGGGGAAAAGAACGACAUGAAAUGUUGAAGGCACCCUUAUCCGUGGGAUUGUCCUGGUCUUUUCCUAUCAAUCAAACAUCGCUUAGGGGCGGUCUUCUCAUGGGCAUGGGCAAAGGAUUUUGUGCUGCCGAUGGAUUGAUUGGCAAAGAUCUAGGCGACUUGAUUGAAGAGUCUUGCCUGAAAAGAGGACUCAACGUUCAAUUGAAUGCCAUUGUGAACGACUCUUCAGCAACAUUACUCUCCAAAGCAUAUAUAGAUCCUACAACUCGUUUCGCAUUAAUCUUGGGAACUGGUUUAAAUGCUGCAGCUCAUCUUCCUGUCCAUAUCUUUUCACAGCCAAAAUUUGGGAUCCGUCCUGCAUCUUGGCAUGAUUGCGCAAAACAUGUUAUUGUCAACACGGAACUCUCAAUGUUUGGUGGAAGUUAUCUUCCGUACACAAAAUGGGAUAAAAAUUUGAAGGCAAAUCACCCUCGACCAGACUUUCAGCCAUUCGAACAUUUCGCGAGUGGUGGGUACAUAGGAGAGAUCGUACGAUUAAUAUUAAUUGAUGGAAUUCAGAGCGCAGGGCUAUUUGGAGGAGUGGUGCCUGCAAAUCUAAGGGAGAAAUAUUCGCUAGAGACCGAAACUCUCUCAUACAUCGAAGCCGACACAACUCCGUAUCUUACAACUGCUAUAGAAAUAUUCACCACCCGUCACCCAUCCUCUCAUAUCCCCACCGAAGUCGAUCUUCGUGCCUUACGACUCAUAGCAUCCCUCGUAACCCUUCGCUCUAGCGGCCUCAUUGCUGCUGGUGUCCACGCCCUCUGGCACAUGCGUAACACAUCCGAAUUAAUUUCACUCGCCAAUUCAGCUCACACAGUCGUUGCUUACAAUGGCUCUGUGCUGGAAAAUUAUCCCGAAUUUCGCAAAAAUACACAAAAACAUAUUGAUUUGCUGGUAGAAGCAAGUGGUGCAAGAAGUGGUAUUGUGGAGUUAAUGUAUGCGGAGGAGAGCUCACUGCUGGGAGCGGCAGUCGCGGUGGCUUGCUGCAAUGCUUGAAUGGCAAAGAUAAGGAGUGCGGUGACAGGUAGCAUAGUUUUGCAUCGUCUUGCAUAUCAUGAAUAUGGCAUACUGGCAGUACAUAGGCAUGAUACUCUUUUAAGCGGGAUUAGGUGUGACAUGGGCAUAGAAAAUUUCUUUUUAAAGCAUCGUCUUGGAGUUUAGGAUCACACAGUUGAUAUUAUUAGUAUCAUUCAUGAAUUACAAGAAAUUUAAGAAUAGAUUCUACAUUACUCCC